AUGAAGCUGAGCACAGUGACCCCAAACACACUGAAGCUGAAGAGAGUGACUCCGAGCACACUGAAGGUGAGCGGAGUGAAUGAGCACGCUGAAGCUGAGCACGGGGACUUGGAGUACACUGAAGCUAAGCAGGGUGAGGGUCCCCUGCUGAUAGGCAUGGUGAGGAAGGAUUGGGCUUCUCAGAACAGUAUCGCCCUCUCCUGGCAGGAGCCAGAACAGCCCAAUUUGACUGUGUUGGACUAUGAAGUCAAGUACUACGAAAAGGAGCAUGAGCAGCUCACCUACUCCUCGACCCGCACCAAAGUCCCCAGCGUUAUCAUCAUGGGGCUGCGGCCCUCCACCUGCUACAUCUUCCACAUCCGGGCGCGCACCUCCACCGGCUACAGCGGCUACAGCCCCGAGUUCGAGUACGAGACAGGAGACGAGACUUCGGACAUGGAGGCGGAUCAAGGCCAGGUUCUGGUCAUCGUCACGGCAGCGGUGGGCGGCUUCACCUUGCUGGUCAUCUUGACCCUGUUCUUCCUCAUCACAGGACGGUGUCAGUGGUACAUAAAGGCAAAGAUGAAGUCUGAUGAGAAGAGGAGGAGCCCCUAUCAGAACGGGCAUGGUAGGCCUGUCAUGAUUGUGGUCGAGUACAUGGAGAAUGGAUCUUUGGACUCUUUUCUGAGGAAGCACGACGCGCAGUUCACGGUGAUCCAGCUGGUGGGCAUGCUGCGCGGCAUCGCCUCGGGCAUGAAGUACCUCUCCGACAUGGGCUACGUCCACCGGGACCUGGCCGCCCGCAACAUCCUGGUCAACAGCAACCUGGUGUGCAAGGUGUCCGACUUCGGGCUGUCGCGGGUGCUGGAGGACGACCCAGAGGCUGCCUACACCACAACCGGUGGAAAAAUCCCCAUCCGCUGGACCGCCCCCGAGGCCAUCGCCUACAGAAAGUUCUCAUCAGCCAGCGAUGCAUGGAGUUACGGCAUCGUCAUGUGGGAAGUGAUGUCGUAUGGGGAGCGGCCAUACUGGGAAAUGUCCAAUCAGGAUGUCAUCCUAUCCAUUGAGGAGGGCUACCGCCUGCCCGCGCCCAUGGGCUGCCCCCUGGCCCUGCACCAGCUCAUGCUGCAUUGCUGGCAGAAGGAGCGCAGCCACCGGCCCAAAUUCAGCGACGUUGUGGGCUUCCUGGACAAACUCAUCCGCACCCCCAGCAGUCUGCUCACACUGGUGGAGGAUGUCCAGGGUUUACCAGAAUCUCCUGGAGAGGUCCAUGCCUAUCCUCUGUAUAUCUCAAUCGAUGAUUGGCUGGAUUCCAUUAAAAUGAGCCAAUACAAGAACAACUUCCUUGCCGCAGGCUUCGCCACAUUGGAUUCCGUCUCCAGAAUGAGCAUUGAGGACAUCAGGCAGAUCGGCGUGACUCUAAUCGGGCACCAGAGGAGAAUAGUGAGCAGUAUACAGGCGUUAAGGCUGCAGCUGCUUCAUGUCCAGGAAAAGGGGUUUCAUGUAUGAGACUCCCAUCCGGCAGCCCAGGACUGUGCCUCAGUCACCUUGUCACAACCCAUCUCUGUGCUCUCGCUGCAAAGGCCUCUCUUCCCCGUCAAACGACUCUCUGGCUUCCCUUGACUUCCAAUAAACCAAUGCAGUAAUCAACAUUGUUUAGAAGAACAAGUGUCCGUUUUUCUUUUUCCCAGACAAAGGACAGUGUACUACUGACUGUGCUUUUCCAAAAGGAACUGCUGUAAUGACAUUUCUCCACUCAGCAACAAAACUGAUACUUACAGUUGUUUGGUAGAUUCGGGAAUGUGACCUACACUUUUUUUCCAUGUUUUGUGACCAUGUAGCUGCUAUCAGAUGUGAAAUCAAAGGACUGUCCUUGAUAUAUUUAUGAUUUUUAUAAGUAAAUGUUUUAAGGUGUUCUUCUUAAUUUAUUAAACUUCUUCCCAGAAUA
Molecule: messenger RNA, 1927 nt
Organism: Paramormyrops kingsleyae
Lineage: Eukaryota; Metazoa; Chordata; Actinopteri; Osteoglossiformes; Mormyridae
Source: RefSeq, a predicted model, not a curated record